AAACCUUUUGUGCCCCCAGUCCUUGUGCCACGUAGAGAAGUCCCUGUAAGCAGGCAUAUACACAGUAGAAGUGAAAUGUUAGUUGGCUUGCUUUUGUAGCCAUUUCAUUUUUUACCUUGGAUUACAGACACAGCGGUUAGUAAGGGAGCAGUCAUGGAGAGGAGGGCCCCAAACUACUCCAAAUGGGCGGAAAGGCGAUCCACUGUGGUUUAUGCAAUGCGCUCUGCCACAUUCGGCUCAUGGAGGAUGCUGACUUUGGGCGCGGAAUACAGCUCAUGGGCCCAGUCCCCUGAAAGCCUUCGUCAACGACAGGCAGUGAUAAGCCAGAAUGCUGAAGAAACGGACAGCAUCGACAUUGACUCGUCAUGGCAGCAGAUGGACGUUCCUCAACAGUAUGAUGCCAUCCUGCACCUUGACGAGAGAGCAGCUUCAGGAGGGAGUCGUGGUAAUCAUAACAUCAUUCGUACACACGAAGCCCUCAAUAGCACGCCAUGGUCCAAGUCUAACAGAAUGGCUCGCUUCGCAGAAGAUCUACCCACCCGCUUUGGAGCUGGAGCAGGUGGAGGAGGCAGAGGUACGCCCGGCGCAAGCAGAGGGGGCGCCCGGGCUGGUGGUCCUCCAGGCGGCCAAAGGAUGUACAAGCAGUCGAUGGCUCAGAGAGCCAGGACAAUGGCCAUAUACAACCCUAACCCUGUCAAACAGAACUGCUUCACUGUCAACCGAUCCUUGUUCAUCUUUCGAGAGGACAAUCUCAUUAGGAAGUAUGCUAAGCGAAUAACCGAAUGGCCUCCGUUUGAGUACUUGAUCCUGGCCACCAUCAUCGCCAACUGCAUCGUACUGGCCCUGGAGCAGCACCUACCAGCCAAUGACAAGACCCCCAUGUCAGAACGUCUGGAUGAUACAGAGCCCUACUUUAUUGGAAUAUUCUGUUUCGAGGCUGGCAUUAAGAUUAUCGCCUUGGGCUUUGCAUUUCACAAAGGCUCGUACCUCCGCAACGGCUGGAACGUAAUGGACUUUGUGGUCGUCCUCACUGGGAUCCUGGCCACGGUGGGCUCAGACUUUGACCUGAGGACUCUGCGUGCGGUGAGAGUACUGAGACCACUAAAACUGGUGUCUGGUAUCCCCAGUCUUCAGGUGGUUUUGAAGUCUAUCAUGAAGGCCAUGGUGCCUCUGCUCCAGAUAGGCAUGCUGCUCUUCUUCGCCAUACUCAUGUUUGCCAUCAUCGGAGUGGAGUUCUACAUGGGCAAGUUCCACUCCACCUGCUUCACUGUCGACACUGGUGAGCGAGCAGCAGCGUUCCCCUGUGGUACGGAGGCCCCAGCCAGGAUGUGUCCUAAUGGUACAGAGUGUACAGAGUACUGGAUCGGCCCCAACUACGGCAUCACCAACUUUGACAACAUCCUGUUUGCCGUGCUCACCGUCUUCCAGUGCAUCACCAUGGAGGGAUGGGUGGACAUCCUCUACAAUGCUAACGAUGCCUCGGGGAACACUUGGAACUGGCUCUACUUCAUCCCCCUGAUCAUCAUCGGGUCCUUCUUCAUGCUCAACUUGGUCCUGGGUGUCUUAUCAGGGGAGUUUGCCAAAGAAAGAGAGCGUGUGGAGAAGAGGCAGGACUUUCUAAAGCUGCGCAGACAGCAGCAGAUAGAGAGAGAGCUGACAGGAUACCUGGAGUGGAUAUGCAAGGCAGAGGAGGUGCUGCUGGAGGAAGAGGAUGAGAACGCGGAGGAGAAGUCCCCUCUGGACGGUGCGUGGUACAAGAGGAAACAUAACCUCCCAGUGUUGAAACGAAGCAAGGUAAAGAAGAGUAAGAAUGACCUGAUUGGUGCUGAGGAGGGAGAGGAUCACUUCACUGACAUGUCCUCUGUUGCCCCCCCAGGCUCUCCGUUUGGCCGGGCCAGCGUGAAGAGCAGUAAGCUGGAGAGCUCGUCCUACUUCCGCCGCAAGGAGAGGAGAAUGCGUUUCUUCAUCCGUCGCAUGGUCAAAGCCCAGAGCUUCUACUGGAUAGUGCUAUGUCUGGUGGGCCUCAACACACUGUGUGUGGCCAUCGUCCACUACGACCAGCCUGAGUGGCUCACCACUGCCCUCUACCUGGCAGAGUUUGUGUUCCUGGGUCUGUUCCUGUCUGAGAUGAGCCUGAAGAUGUAUGGCCUGGGAGCCAGGAACUACUUCCAUUCCUCUUUCAACUGCUUCGACUUUAGUGUGAUAAUAGGGAGUAUACUUGAGGUGGUGUGGUCUAUGAUCAAACCAGGGGCAUCCUAUGGCAUUAGUGUGCUGAGGGCUCUCCGUCUGCUCAGGUUAUUCAAAUUUACCAAGUACUGGAACUCCCUGAGGAACCUGGUAGUGUCUCUUCUCAACUCAAUGAAGUCCAUUAUCAGCUUGCUCUUCCUCCUCUUCCUCUUCAUCGUUGUCUUUGCCCUGCUGGGCAUGCAGCUCUUCGGAGGACAGUUUAAUUUUGAAGAGGAGACGCCGACGACCAACUUCGACACUUUCCCCGCGGCCAUUCUCACCGUCUUCCAGAUUUUGACUGGCGAGGAUUGGAACGCAGUGAUGUAUCAUGGUAUUGAGUCCCAGGGGGGCGUACGGCGGGGGAUGUUCUCCUCGGUCUACUUCAUCGUCCUCACACUCUUUGGAAACUACACGCUCCUGAAUGUCUUCUUAGCUAUCGCCGUCGACAACCUCGCCAAUGCACAGGAGCUCACCAAGGAUGAGGAGAAGCAGGAGGAAGAAGCCAAUAAGAAGCUGGCCCUGCAGAAGGCCAUGGAGGUGAAGGAGGUCAGCCCCAUGUCAGCAGCCAACAUCUCUAUCGCUGCUUUUGUAAAGCAAAAUCGAGAUGCACUCUCUCGCAGCUCGUCCGUCUCCAGCGUGCAUUCACCUAAGGAGCAGCAGAGAGCCAAUAAGAUAAUGUCAGUGUGGGAGCAGCGCACCAACCAACUGCGUCGAAACAACCUGAGAGCCAGCUCCGAGGCUCUGUUCAACGAGAUGGACCCGGAGGAGCGUCUGCGGGUCUCCUCCGCCCUCCACCUGCGCUCCGACAUGAAGACCCACAACGACCGCCCCCUAGUGGUGGAGCCAGGUAACGGGGACAAUCCCCGACCCCCCGAGGAGGACAGAGACGGAGCAGACCCCCAGCAAGAGGGAGGAGACCCCCACGGUCCACAGCCACGCAAGCACUACCGUCACCGGGAGAGGAAUGGGGAGAAUGGGGAGAGCAGGCAUCACACCCACCACAGCCGCAGUAGGGACCACUACCACCCAGACAGGCCCCGGUCCAAAGAGGGCAAGGUGGAGAGGAACCAUAGUCGAGAGGGGGGGCAGGACCACAGGCACCAUCACCAGGCUGAAUCCCCAGAGGAGGGGGUUAACGGAGGGGGAGAGGGAAGGGAAGACCGCCACCACCACUCCGACAGACAGGGGAACGGGGCCCUGGCUACCAGGGACAGACUGGAGAGCAGGGGCCGGGGCCACAGGGAGGAGAACGGAGAAAGGAGGAAGCACCGCUCACGCAGAGUCAGGGCCCAGUCAACGCUGGAUGGAGACGAGUGCAGAGAGAACGGAGAGAGAAAUGGAGACAGGGACCAAGGACACAGGGACAGGCAGACCGACUCUCAAGGGGAGAGCUUGGCCACCAGUCCUGUGCAGCCUCCUGCAGGUCUGCAGGCUGGAGAGAAGCAAGAGGAUGCUGACAACCAGAAGAACAGCCACAGAGCCAGCCAGGCAGGCCUGAACAGCAACACUGUCCACAUCCCUGUCACCAUCACCGCCCCAUCCAGAGAGACUACCAUCAUACCCAUCGAUAACAUAGACUGUGAGAGCCUCCCCCGGAACGAGGAGAAGAAGGACUUGGAGGAGGAGCUGAAGAACGGCCCCAAACACAUUCUCCCCUACAGCUCCAUGUUUGUGUUUGGACAGACCAACCCGGUGCGUCGGCUGUGCCACUACGUGGUGAACCUGCGUUACUUUGAGAUGUGUAUCCUGUCGGUCAUCACCAUGAGCAGCAUAGCCCUGGCUGCUGAAGACCCUGUGCAGGCCAAUGCACCACGCAACAACGUGCUCAAGUAUCUGGACUACGUCUUCACAGGAGUGUUCACAUUUGAGAUGGUGAUUAAGAUGAUAGACCUGGGACUGCUCCUUCAUCCUGGUUCUUACUUCCGGGACCUGUGGAACAUCCUGGACUUUAUUGUGGUCAGUGGAGCUCUGGUGGCGUUCGCCUGCUCAGGAACUAAAGGCAAGGACAUCAACACCAUCAAGUCUCUCAGGGUGCUGCGAGUUCUAAGGCCUCUGAAGACCAUCAAACGACUGCCAAAACUCAAGGCCGUGUUUGACUGUGUGGUCAACUCUCUGAAGAACGUGCUCAACAUCCUCAUUGUCUACAUGCUCUUCAUGUUCAUCUUCGCUGUGAUCGCUGUGCAGCUGUUCAAGGGCAAGUUCUUCUACUGCACCGACGAGUCUAAAGGUCUGGAGAAGGACUGCAGGGGUAAGUUUCUGGACUAUGACGGUGAUGAAGUGGCGGCCCAGGAUCGUGAGUGGAGGAAGUAUGAGUUCCAUUAUGACAAUGUGCUGUGGGCCUUCCUCACCCUAUUCACCGUCUCCACCGGGGAGGGCUGGCCAAUGGUCCUAAAGCAUUCUGUGGAUGCCACCUAUGAGGAUGAGGGUCCCAGCCCAGGCUUCCGUAUGGAGACCUCUAUCUUCUAUGUGGUCUACUUUGUGGUCUUUCCCUUCUUCUUUGUCAACAUCUUUGUGGCUUUGAUCAUCAUCACCUUCCAGGAGCAGGGAGACAAGGCCAUGUCAGAGUGUAGUCUGGAGAAGAACGAGAGAGCUUGUAUCGACUUUGCCAUCAACGCCAAGCCUCUGACGCGCUACAUGCCAGCAGACAAGCAGUCGUUCCAGUAUAAGAUGUGGCAGUUUGUGGUGUCGCCACCCUUUGAGUACUCCAUCAUGACCAUGAUCGCACUCAACACUGUGGUGCUGAUGAUGAAGUUUCACGGUGCUCCGGAGCUGUAUGAGGCCAUGCUGAAGCACCUGAACAUUGUGUUCACAGCUCUCUUCACACUAGAGUGCAUCCUCAAGAUCAUCGCUUUCGGACCACUGAAUUACUUGAAGGCAGCUUGGAACGUGUUUGACUUUGUGACAGUAUUGGGGAGUAUCACAGACAUCUUGGUCACGGAGAUUAAGGACAAGCUGAUCAAUCUGAGUUUCUUGAGGCUGUUCAGGGCGGCCAGGCUCAUCAAGCUGCUGAGGCAGGGCUACACCAUUCGCAUCCUGCUAUGGACCUUUGUACAGUCCUUCAAGGCCCUACCUUACGUCUGCCUCCUCAUCGCUAUGCUCUUCUUCAUCUACGCCAUCAUCGGCAUGCAGGUGUUUGGAAACAUUGAGCUGAAUGAGGAAUCAGCCAUCAAUCACCACAACAACUUCCAGACCUUCUUCCAGGCUCUGAUGCUUCUGUUCAGGAGUGCAACAGGUGAGGCGUGGCAUGAGAUCAUGCUGUCGUGUCUGAGUAACCGUCCGUGUGAUAAGCUGUCAGGGUCCGGAGGGAAGGAGUGCGGCAGUGACUUUGCUUAUUUCUACUUUGUCUCCUUCAUCUUCCUCUGCUCCUUUCUGAUGCUCAAUCUGUUUGUGGCGGUCAUCAUGGACAACUUUGAGUACCUGACCAGAGACGCCUCGAUCCUGGGGCCUCACCACCUGGACGAAUUCGUCCGAGUUUGGGCCGAGUACGACCCUGCUGCCUGUGGCCGUAUGACCUACCUCGAUAUGUACGAGAUGCUCCGUCACAUGUCCCCUCCACUAGGUUUGGGAAAGAAAUGCCCGCCCAGAAUCGCCUACAAGCGAUUGGUUAAGAUGAACAUGCCCAUUGCCGAUGACAACACGGUGCACUUCACGUCCACUCUGAUGGCGCUCAUCCGCACUGCUCUGGAGAUCAAACUGGCGUCUGGAGUCCUGGCCCAGCGUCUGUGUGACGCUGACCUGAGGAAAGAGAUCUCCAGAGUCUGGCCCAACCUGCCUCCGAACACUAUCGACCUGCUGGUCACACCAUAUAAAAAUGAUGAGUUCAAUGAGCUUCUUUGCCCCUUUGCGGUUGUAAACCGAGAGCUGACAGUGGGGAAGGUCUACGCUGCCCUCAUGAUCUUUGACUACUACAAGCAGAACCGGGCCAAGAGACUGGAACAGCAACUGGGACUGGACUUCACAGGGACAAUUAAGAAUAAAAAGGGCCCAGCCUUCUUCUGCCCCAUGCCCAUGACCCAUAUGCAGGAGGAGGGGACAACAGUCUCCAGAGCCAAUCCCCUGCCAUCCUCCCAACCUGAACCAGAGUCUCAGCCAGAGCCCACGCCAUCCACCACCUCUCUAACCAAUGGGGAAGCAGUACUAAGCACUAGAAGUCCCAUAAAAGAGUCAGGAGAGCAACUGUCUCAGGAGGGCCAACGGUCCAGCAGUAGAAAAAGGAUUCUACGGAGAGGCCAGUCAGAGGACGUGCCCUACUCCAACAAACCUCAGGAAUCAGUGGAGAUGAGGCAGGUGGAGAACGGUUCUGAUAUAGGGGGCUACUCUGGUCUGGAUGGCCAUGGCAGAGCAGCCUCCAUGCCAAGACUGGACUCCCAGUACAAUCGGAACCACCCUCGUCACCUACCUGGGACCUACCUGGCACCUAUUGCUGACAUCAGUCCUAUCAGGCGGUCGGCGUCCACGUUGGCUUCCCAGUGCCACCGGGAGAUGAGUCUGAGAGACUACACCCUGGAGAGGCCCAGCCAGACCCGAGCCCAGGCCUCCUCAGCCCCAGGUCAAGCCCAGGACAGGCCCCACCACCAUCACCACCACCGCUGUCACAGACGCAGGGACAAGGACAAGAAGCAGAAGUCUCUUGACAGGGCAACCAGCGUUCAGCCUUCUAGUACAGCAUGUUCGUCUGUUGACCCCCUUGUGGAGGGCUUGACCAGGGAGCGGGCGAGGGAGCGUGACCGCGGCCGGCCUCAUGAGAAGAGGCACCACUCUGCAGCCGGGGAGACGAAGCGUUACUACUCCUGUGAGCGCUACGUAGGCAGGGAGCACUGCCACACCAAGUCAGCUGGCCCCAGCCGCUCCACCUCCCCUGGAGAGACCCACGACCUAGGCCUCUUGAAGCAGAGUAUCAGGAUGAGUAAAGGCAGCCAAGUGGUCCUAACCUUUGGAUCUAGCCCAUCCUGCCGUGGGCGCAGACAGCUCCCCCAGACACCCCUGACCCCCCGCCCCGCCGUGGCCUACAAGACUGGAAACUCCUUGCCCAUGCAGUUUGGUUCCACAGGGCACCAGUCCUUUCUCAGUCGUGGACUCUCGGAGCGUAACGCCCUGCUGGAGUCACCCCCCAUACCCGUCACCCUCAUUGGCUUAGACCCAAACCUGAGCCCCUGUCCGCGGAACGCCCCACCAUGCAGACUCCCUGAGGAGCCUGACGACUUCCAGGAUGCUGUGAGCAACCAUGGAGAGAGGCACUCCCCUAGGAUCAUUGCCUCAGCCUCCCAUGGGGCUACUGGGCCCUCUUCUGCACCUGCCCCACAGGGCAGGGUUGGGAUCCCAAACGGCUACCACUUCACUCUUGGGGUCAAUGCCGUUUCAAGCUCCAGCCCCAGAGGGACCGGGAGUUUUCGUGAGAAGGAAGAGGAUGACUGGUGCUAGUGUAGCAUAGCUAACAUCCCCCUCCACAUAUCUGGAAGCGUUUUAGCUUGAACGUUGAUGAACUUGCUGAUCUUUUGUACAGAUGACAGUACAGUUUUGUUGUUUCCUGUGUGCUCUUAGGUGGCCAAGGGUGUGGGGUAUGUUCAUUUGACCUUUUUUUUUAUUAGAUGAAAAAAAAGCCAAAAUGUCUUCCUACUGUCUGUGGGGGAAAACAACUAAGACUUUAAACAGUGUUUCUCUGCAGGAUUGAGCAGACAAAUCUUUAUUUCACCCUAUAUUACAGUUUUAAAAUGGGGCUACAUACUAUUGCUGUCUAAAGGACAAACCACACAGUGCAGUCAUACGGCUAAAAGCAGCUGGUGGCCUAUCGCCUCUGACCACAGACCAUCGGCCUCCAUUUUCUACACAAUGAAUAGCCAAUGUUCUUUGACACCCAGCAGGUGAUCUACUGCGUAUGGUGUGUGUUUUCCUUUCAUGUGUCUGCUGGGUCUGGAAGUAAAAUGAGAGGAACCAGGAGGCACAAGUAGUGAUAAAAAUGCAUUACCACUCAAAUCCCCUCCCUCUCUGCAAAAAAUCUAGUAUCUCUUUUACUCUUUUUACACAAGCUUUCGGUAUUACAGAAACAUACAUAAGGACAGUAUAGGAUAGUAUAAGUAGGUCUAGUAUUGCUGCUGUUUUUCCAUGUAACCCAUGACCUGUUGAACCAUUUCUCAACAACAACAAAAACACAGGACUGAAGAUUCUAAUAUAUUUUCUAUGGAACUAUAACAUUAGAUGGACUAUCUUUUCAGGAUGUUCAUUAUUUUGUGAGUUGUACCUAGUUUAAGUGAUGAGUGUAGUUGGGUAGGUCAGCUGUUUCUAACGUAUUGCUCUAGUGGCUGAAUACCAAGUGCCUAUCAUUAAAGAUGUGUUAUUGUAAAGCUAUAAUGCAGCCUGACUUUUGAUGUAUCAACACUGGAGAGGAGAGGGUGGAACGUAUGAUAUGAGGUAUACAGUAUAUGAUGUAUAUAAUAACUGGUUAUGCAUAUGAGUAGAAAUGUAUAUAGUUGAAAAGCAAAGAGAGGUUUACGUAAUUUAAGGAUGACAGUAUGAAUUGCUGGUUUGGAAUGAACAAAGCCUUUUCUUUGAUUCUCCAAGGAGGGAAAGGUUUUUGGUAAUUAUGUACAAUAUGAUUAUGUACAAUAUAGAAGUUAUAAGUAGGUCAGAACUACAGAUCCAAAGAAAUGUAAUGCAUUGUAAUGCAUGCCAGGGUCUUGAACUUGUCAAAGUUGUCUGUACUUUUGCUUAAGGGUGUAUACAGAGCUUUUGC
Oncorhynchus masou masou (cherry salmon) is the source of this 8956-nucleotide messenger RNA. Its product is annotated as voltage-dependent N-type calcium channel subunit alpha-1B-like. The transcript is spliced from 50 exons. The record is from RefSeq and is a predicted model, not a curated record. The coding region runs from base 154 to 7647 and encodes 2497 amino acids. Gene Ontology annotation, biological process: calcium ion import across plasma membrane; chemical synaptic transmission. Lineage: Eukaryota; Metazoa; Chordata; Actinopteri; Salmoniformes; Salmonidae. Gene Ontology annotation, cellular component: membrane; neuronal cell body; voltage-gated calcium channel complex. Gene Ontology annotation, molecular function: high voltage-gated calcium channel activity.